Messenger RNA from Eimeria acervulina, 1221 nucleotides. RefSeq lists its product as hypothetical. The record is from RefSeq and is a predicted model, not a curated record. The transcript has a single exon. The coding region runs from base 1 to 1221 and encodes 406 amino acids. NCBI's taxonomy places the organism in Eukaryota, Apicomplexa, Conoidasida, Eucoccidiorida, Eimeriidae.
AUGUGGAUCCGAGACGCCUUUGUAGCUGUGCUGUUCGUUAGCAGCUGUGCGUUUUCGGCGGCGGAGCGUGCAGCGGACCUCGAUGGCGUGAGCCCUUCAGUUCGAGAGCUUACACUGCCUCACUCCGCAGGCGCAGGAAACGUUGCGCCAGGAGAAACCCGAGACACCGCAGAAGCAGGUGCUCACCUGCGUGGAGUCGCUACGGGGGCCACUGGUGCAGUCGACAAGGACAAGGCAGAAAAUGGAGUUUCUGUGGCGUCCCCUGCCUCCCACAGCCCCGAAGGAGAAACCGGCAAUGAAGUAGCCCAGCCAAAUGCAGUUGGUGCUCCUCUUUCCGCUUCUGCCUUAUUUUCUGUCAGGGGCAGCAAGUUCUUGACUCUCGGGAUAGUCCUGCUGAUAGUCGGCCUCUUGUUGACAACGGCAGGGUCUAACCCAAAUGCACGCACCCAGCCUUCGUCUACGGAAGAAAAUGUACAGAAGGCUAUGCAGCUGAUGGACAAAAUGGGAAUCAAAUCCGCCUCCAACCUAGCGAUCGGGUACAUCUGCGCCGGUGUAGUGGAGAUAUGGCGCGCUCUCAGAGAAAACCAAAAUUCUCAGCCAGGACAGGCAGCACAACCUGCAGUUAGAGGCCGUCUGCUGCUAUUUCUAGGCCUUGUUGCUUUCUUGGCUUCGCUAUCCUCGGCAGGAGUCGAUUUUGCAGCUCUCAAUGUGGGUGCAUUGCUACGAGCCCUCUUGGAGUACAUCUCCAAGGCGCAUACAGGCCUCUUCGCUGCAGGAGGUACGACCUUUAUCAAGAGCCUUUAUGAGGUGGCGCAACACCAAGGCAGUCUGCAGCUGCAGGGGGGCACUACCGUCGACAAGGAAACAGCUGAAGCACCAGACACAGACAAGCAACCCGCUUCUGGAGGAACGGUAGGAGAGCCAGCUGCAGACACACAAGCAGGGGCGCUGCAACAGCCACCCAAAGAAGAUGGGACGGCCCCUCAUACAGAGACUGGAGAUGAAGGUGCCGCUUCUGGCCACCAUGAAGACAAAGAUCACGCAAGACAAGGAGCGGAGCCCGAUCGGCGGCCAGCGUCGGAAGAAGAUGAAAACCCUGCUUCACUUCCUAAGGCUAACGGCGUAACCGCUUCCAACGAAGAUAUACCAGCGCCGCCGAAACCUCGUGAAGACGAACGGGAGGAUCCAGACUCCCAAACGGGAGGGCCAGAAGCUAGAUGA